Leptosia nina is the source of this 450-nucleotide messenger RNA. Lineage: Eukaryota; Metazoa; Arthropoda; Insecta; Lepidoptera; Pieridae. The record is from the annotation of a GenBank genome assembly.
AUGUUUACGCGCCACGCGACAUCUAUGAUAAUCCGCAACGGUUACUUCAAUACUUCCACACCAAGAUUAAGACAACUUUCUGUAACACCAGUGCAUAGAGAAAUUGUAAAAAUACAAAGUCCAGAGGAUUUCAAAGCCAAGGUUAUUAACAGUAAAGUGCCAGUAGUUGUGGACUUUUUUGCAACGUGGUGUAACCCUUGCCGACUUCUCACACCCAGACUUGAAUCAAUUAUAUCAGAAAACAAAGGAAAGGUUGUCUUAGCUAAAGUUGAUAUUGAUGAACAAACAGACCUUGCAUUAGAUUAUGAAAUUAGCUCUGUGCCAGUCCUAGUUGCAAUAAAAAAUGGAAAAGUACAACAGCGCCUUGUAGGAUUGCAAGAUACAGAUAAACUAAGAAAGUGGAUUGGUCAAUUUACCUCUGACGAUUCAGAGGUGAAAGUUAAAGCUUAG